Molecule: messenger RNA, 493 nt
Organism: Sitodiplosis mosellana (orange wheat blossom midge)
Lineage: Eukaryota; Metazoa; Arthropoda; Insecta; Diptera; Cecidomyiidae
Exons: 2
Coding region: 130-414 (94 amino acids)
Source: RefSeq, a predicted model, not a curated record
AAGAAGAACCCAACGCAAUGUGUUACAAGUAAACAAUAGUAGAUCGCACAUAUAAAAGCAUGAAGAUUCUCGGACCAAAUCAUUCGAUUCAAGUUGAUAACACGAAUUAGUCGCUCAAAAACAAUCAAAAUGUUCAAAUUGAUCAUCGCCGUCCUUUGCUUCGUUGCUGUCGUAGUAGCCAGACCAGGAUUAUUGUUGUCUGAAGAAUACCACGGCAACUCCGCCUUCGCACUACGACACGGUCUCCCUGUUGCUGCUCCAUUGGUAGCUGCUCCAGUUAUAGCUGCCCCAUGGGUAGCUGCUCCAUUAGUCCAUGCUCCAGUUGUAGCUGCUCCAUUGGUCCAUACUCCACUUGUGGAUGCCUACGCUCACAGCUAUGGAUAUGACGACUUAUUGGGCUAUUCAGCUUUGUAAAUUGGAUAUUUGACGGCAUUUUAGUGUCAUAGAAAAUGAUUUUAGUAAUGAAAAUAAACCAUGAAAUAAACACGUGUGA